CAGACAACACCUGCUUAACUCCUUCAUCCAAAUUGACACCCUAGGCUCUAGAGAAAUAUAGGCAGCAUCCCCUUCCAGCUCAUGCAUUCAGUAGGCUACCACACAGCUGCUCUAUGACACGCCGAGUCGCAGCUGCGCCGAUCGUUGAUCCAAGGUGAACCUCCGCAAACACUCUCACUCACGCACGCACGCACACUCUCUCUCUCUCCCCCUCUGUCGGAUCUUCGCCGGGAACGGAGGCACACUGCCGGAGACGCAAUGCUGGUCAAGCUGGCCGCGGCGCUGCUGGUUUUGUCAGUGCUGGACCAAGCGGGGGGAUCGGAUAAUACUGAUUUUCACGAGCUGCCCCCGGAGAAGCCCGCCAGCCAGAAAGGACGCCUCUCCCUGCAGAACACAGCUGAGAUCCAGCACUGCCUGGUGAAUGCUGGGGAUGUUGGCUGUGGCGUGUUUGAGUGCUUUGAGAAUAACUCCUGCGAGAUACGAGGGCUGCAGGAAAUCUGCAUGACGUUUCUGCACAACGCUGGCAAAUUUGACUCUCAGGGAAAAUCCUUCAUCAAGGAUGCUCUAAAGUGCAUGGCCCACGGUUUACGGCACAAGUUCGGCUGCAUCAGCAGAAAAUGUGUGACCAUUAAGGAGAUGGUGUUCCAGCUCCAGAGGGAGUGCUACAUCAAACACAACCUGUGCUCUGCUGCAAAGGAGAAUGUGGCGGUCAUUGUGGAGAUGAUCCAUUUCCAAGAUCUCUUCCCCAAAGGCCCAUACGUGGAGCUGGUGAACAUCCUCCUGAGCUGCGGCGAGGAAGUCAAGGAAGCGCUAACUCGUAGCGUCCGACUACAGUGCGAGCAGAACUGGGGAGCGCUGUGCGACAGCCUGAGCCUCUGCUCCUCCCUCGUCCCGUCUCCUGCCAGCACCGUGGUCGAACACCAUCGCCACACUUUCCCCUCUCCCCACCUAGAGCUGGAACACCCGCGCCUUCCACGACAAGGCGACAAGGACAGGGCUAGUAAGGCGACCCUCAACGCCCACCCGCGUAAUCGUAGCCAAGGGCCCCGCCGCCACAGUCCAGAAGCAGCAAUGGUGACGCAGCAAGAUCCCAAGGCUGACAUCCGAAGGUGAAAGCUCAAGAAAUCUUUGUACCCCUUCCAACAUUUAAAAGCCACAUUUGCAGACUUAUGCACACAUCCAUGCCGUCACAUGAACACACACACACACAUGCACGCACACAUACCUUUUACAACAAACUCCAAGACCGAACGAGCAGAAGGAAACAAGUCCUGCUUGUUCCUUUUAUCUCUUCCGCUUCUCCAGUCAUUCCAGCAGUCCCACAUGGUAAACUUGCAGGGUAAUUGUGGUGUAGACCGAUCUUAUUUUAUUUUUCAUUUUUUUUUCUUUAUGAACAGUUGUUACCAUAACUAUUUCAACUGUUAGGUCUAUUUUGGCUCUAAUAUAGUAGUCCUCAAAUCAUUACUUACUGUAAGAUUUGAUUAUAUUUUUAUUUAUUUUCUUUAUGCAAUGUUUGAAAUAUCAGAAUGUACAUAGAAAUAAACAUCUAUAUUUAUAUGACCAUGUAUAAAUAUAGCAACAACAUGCAAUACUGAGAUCCUAUUAAUGACAAAGUAUACAGUGUGCUGUCUCUUUACAGUGUUGCACCAAUCACACCUUGAAGUGUAGAUAUGUAAUAUACUCCCUUUGCUGUUUUCAGAGUUGGAAUGUGUACUAUACCCAUAUAGAUACUUGAUAACUAAACAGAAAUUGUACAGGUUUUGUCCAGUUCUGGCACAUAUGAAUCUUAGUGCAUGAUGCCCAUAAAGUCGACAAACUUGUGCAUCUAUUUAAAGUGAAAGUGCACCCAAAAGAAGUUAGUUGGUUCAAAGUAGAAUAAUGGCCCAUUUGCAUAGAGGGACAUAAAAGCUAAGGCAGAUCUUCGCUUUGCGUGGAAUCUCGUUGAGUCAGAACAAACCCAAGACAUUUAUUUUUUUAUUUUUUUAUUUUUUUGGGGACUCCUCUGCCUCAGAAUAAAUGGGUAGACUCUGACUUUUUUUUAAUUUUUAUUUUUAUUUUAAAUGCGGAAAUCUGUUGCGUCACUCUUUUGAAUUGCUAAUGGAGCUUCAGAAACUGUCUUGGAAGCAUUUCAGAAUCACUUGUAUUGUUUCUUUCAGAAGUAUUUACACCCACUGAACUUUUUUUUUUUUUUUUUUUUCUU
Fundulus heteroclitus (mummichog) is the source of this 2200-nucleotide messenger RNA. It is a transcript of the gene stc2a, whose product is annotated as stanniocalcin 2a. Lineage: Eukaryota; Metazoa; Chordata; Actinopteri; Cyprinodontiformes; Fundulidae. Gene Ontology annotation, cellular component: extracellular region. The transcript is spliced from 4 exons. Bases 259 to 1113 code for a protein of 284 amino acids. Gene Ontology annotation, biological process: intracellular calcium ion homeostasis. The record is from RefSeq and is a predicted model, not a curated record. Gene Ontology annotation, molecular function: hormone activity.